This is a messenger RNA of Ostreobium quekettii, 263 nucleotides long. Lineage: Eukaryota; Viridiplantae; Chlorophyta; Ulvophyceae; Bryopsidales; Ostreobiaceae. The record is from the annotation of a GenBank genome assembly.
GUGCUGCGUGGAGAGAAGUCCGAGUGCCCCGACAUUUUCGAGGAACGGUCCUGUUUCUAUGUCGUCAGCGAAAGGAAGUACUACACUGUGGAGCUACAAAACAAGUUGCCUUUCGAAAAGGCGGCCAAUGAGUGCAUCAAGCAGGGUGGCCAUCUGGCAGAGCCUAAAUCCAACGAGGCUCAUGCGUUCCUGUCGGGCCUGGCAACGCGAGAGGGGUGCUGGAUCGGCCUUCGCCUCGGCGGCUCCUCUCCUUUCCGCUGGAG